Molecule: messenger RNA, 2737 nt
Organism: Phyllotreta striolata
Lineage: Eukaryota; Metazoa; Arthropoda; Insecta; Coleoptera; Chrysomelidae
Source: the annotation of a GenBank genome assembly
AUGAUAUCAAAGGUUUUAUUGGAACUAUGUAACUCUUUACAGGUAUUUGAAUAUUAUUCACAACACGUGUAAUUUUAAGUAGCAAAUUGUGGAAUGUAUUAAUAAAUAACAACAUAUAGACAAACAAAUAUAAAUGUAUAUUAAUAAAUUAACGAUGAUCCUUUAACAAUCUCUUAUCAACAGUGAAUUUGUGAACACUUGAAUAUUCAGAGAAAACACAUUAUUUGUUCAUAAGACAGGUGUAACAUUUAUAUUUGGCUGGCGCCGGUCCAUCGAUGUGAGUGGGACUUUCUGGUCUGUUGUAAUGCUCCAAGCACGGUAACCUUUCCAAUACUUCUUCAUCUUCCUUAUACUCACUCCUUACGUCUUUCCAGUAUCUGAACAAUUGGCUCGUUGAUAGCUUGAGCAACAUUUCUUUCGGAAGAGAAUGGACUAAUUCGGGCGUUAAUUCGAUGUUCAUUAUGCCGAAUUUGAUCGUAAAGUAGUGAUAAUCUAAAGUUGGUACAAACGCCUAGUAGAUAAGUGGAUUGAAUAAAAAUAGAUAGAUAUAAAGAUAAAAAUACUUUUUAAUAAAAGGCUUUUGUACUAUGAGAACUCCGUGCGUUAUUUGCAAAUUUAUUGGAGCCGGAGAUUUUAAUAUGUUACAACACAAAAAUACUACUUAAAAGUUUUAAAAAACAUUUCAAUAAAGAUAUUUUUUAAUUCUUUUAUUUGCUUUGUUUACAUGAUUGUUGUCAAUGUCAUUGUCUUCUGUCAUUGUCACCUGUCAUGAUUUGACAUUCACCUUCUUUUAACUUUUCGUCCUCAGUUGUGGAGAACGUUAGAUCUUGCAAUUUCAUAUUUUCGAAAACAGGUUUUACAGUUUGAAUUUUCGAAUUGCCACACGAGGGACAAAGAUAAAUAACCCGGCUACCCGGCUGUCAACCAGCUGACCGUGGCGGCUCGCCAUUGGUCGACUCGGAAGAACGUAAGUUUCAGCAGAACAUGAUGUCAUGUUACAUCUCAUUCUCUAGCCCCGUUUGCGCGUAAUACAGAAAGAGAACACCGACGAACAUAUUUCGGGUAUUUUGAGAUUUAUCUGCGAGCGCGAGCCAACUUCAACCUGUCUUGUUCCAUUCAUCAUUUCAGUUGAUGAGUUUGAGUUUUGGUUUUACUUCUGUUGUGUGCGGUCAGCGAUUUUCUGGAAAGAAAAUAUUUAACAGCAAAACAAUGAAAUUUAUUUUAGUUCUCGUAACUUUCGUAGGCAUUUGGGCGUACGUCAGUUGCGACGACAAAAAGGGCCCCAAAGUAACUGAUAAAGUAUGGUUCGACAUCAAAAUAGGCGACCAAGCAAUAGGACGUAUCGAAAUCGGUUUAUUCGGCAAAACCGUGCCAAAAACCGUAGAAAAUUUCAAACAAUUAGCUUUAAAACCUGUUGGGGAGGGUUACAAGGGUAGCAAAUUCCACAGAGUCAUCAAGGAUUUCAUGAUUCAAGGAGGCGAUUUCACUAGAGGCGAUGGAACUGGAGGUCGCAGCAUCUACGGUGAACGUUUCGCCGACGAGAAUUUCAAGCUGAAGCACUUCGGCGCCGGUUGGCUUUCGAUGGCCAACGCCGGCAAAGACACCAACGGUUCGCAGUUCUUCAUCACGACCAAGCAAACCCCUUGGUUGGACGGGCGCCACGUGGUGUUCGGUAAGAUCGUCAAAGGAAUGGAUGUCGUUAGAAAAAUCGAAGCUACUGACACAGACAGCCGUGAUAAGCCGUCCAAAGACGUUGUGAUCGCCGAUUGUGGCGUCGAAGCCGUUCCCGAACCGUUCGGAGUUGAAAAGGCCGAUGCCGAAGAAUAAUAAUGCUAGUGUAAAUGUAAAUACAUUGCUAUGAUCUAAUUUUAAGGUUUUUACUUAAAAUGCCUAUUAAUAGAUUAGGUAUUUUUUUAGUAUUUGUUUUAUUUGGCUUAUUUUUAGUGCUUGUUUUGGGUUUUGUAAACCCAACAUCCCUCUUUCUAGGUACCCUACAAAAAUCUUUUUAAACAGUCUUUAAAUAAUCCAAAUUGCACUUUUCGAUAGAGGUAACUACUUCAGUGUACUGGCAAAAAAACCUUUUACAUUUCUUUAAAGUUGUGCUCAUUAUAAACAUAUUUAAUUUAAAGGCGAGUUUAUACAAAAAGUACAUUAUGACUAUUAGGAACACUAUUCCCAUUUCUGUGAUACAGAAAUGACAACAUUGGUUAAUUAAUGCUAGUAUAGUACACAUUUGGUUUAUUAGAUAUUUCUUAUCUUUACUAUUUAUCUACGUAAGCAUAGUGGACACUUUUUUCCAAACUCACUCGUAAUAAAUUGUAAAUAAUUCAAUUAGGAAUGAGCACAUAGUGAAAAUGUAGUAAGUAUUGUAACUGUAAUAAGAACGUUAAUUCUGUUAACACUUGUGGUUUCACAGAUAUUGAAGUUAAUAGUACAAAACAAGCAUUAUUAUGUAAUAAUCUAUUAUAAUUCUUAAUUCUAUUCACUAUAUUGAUGUCAGUUAAAUUUUAAAUUUCAAACACAAAGAAAACUAAAUACAUCCUCAUUUUGCAUAAGUACAAUUUAAAUUUUCAAAGGAGAGCAAUAAGAGAUAAUAGAGUUGAAACACAUCAUGAUUAUCUAUUUUGUUAUCGGAGAUAAGGCUGUUCAAUUUACUGAAUUGAUGAAAAAGAGCGAAUACGGCGCUGUGCAUAAUCUUUGAUCUGUCAAUAAAGAAAUAAUUUCACUUUGAAUAUUC